Molecule: messenger RNA, 2007 nt
Organism: Caenorhabditis briggsae
Lineage: Eukaryota; Metazoa; Nematoda; Chromadorea; Rhabditida; Rhabditidae
Exons: 7
Coding region: 1-2007 (668 amino acids)
Source: RefSeq, a predicted model, not a curated record
AUGCGUAAGGAGAAAAUACCGCAUCAGGCGCCAUUCGCCAUUCAGGCUGCGCAACUGUUGGGAAGGGCGAUCGGGAAAAUCGUCGAAAUCGACGAAAGUCACAUGUAUAAAGCGAAAUACAACCGUGGGCACAUGCUAAGAAGAAAAUCUAUCUGGAUAUUUGGCAUGACUGAACGUCACACAAAUAAAGUGGCAAUGUUCCGCGUGAAGCAACGAGAUGCAGCAACUCUACUCCCGAUCAUUAGAGCACAUGUCAAACCAGGCUCUAUGAUUGUAUCCGAUGGUUGGGCCGCCUACGGAGGCAUCAGAACCCUCCAGAGAGCGUUUACACACAGAUGGGUCAAUCACAAAGUAAACUUUGUUGACCCCAGCGAUCGACGAGUUCACACUCAGUCUAUUGAAGCCACAUGGGGUGCUUUCAAACGGGAACUCAAAGCGAAAUAUGGCGUCCCAGAAGAUCAACUCGACGGAUACAUGUCGACAUACAUGUGGGACUGUUACACCUGGGUUUUCCAGACGACGCUUGAGAGACCCCUUCCCAGAGGAUAUUUUAGUGAUCGCCAUUACCAGGCACACAUUAAGAUGAAUGUGUUCCGAUUCAUUAUUUUUUUGCUACUUUCGACUUCCCCUGUUUUCGGAUUCCCUGCAAUGGCACUUGUGAAAGCUUCUCCUGUUAUAGCUGAAGUAGUUACGGUAAGUGAUAUAACUAUUACGGAUAUAGAGUAUGUGAAUAAGGUGGAGGCGAGAAACUACGAACAUCAUAUCAAGGACACACUUCAAAUCAAUGUACCUCAACAUGAGGAUGAAGAUCACUCGAAAUAUGUAGACGACGAUCAAAGUCGAGAUAAGAAAAAUAGUACAGUUGUUGAUUGGGGUGCUUUCAAAAAGGAACUCAACGCGAAAUACGGCGUCCCAGAAGAAGAACUCGACGGAUACAUGUCGACAUACAUGUUUAGACGCUACUUCUUAAAAAAAAAACUUCUGAACCAACUUCUGAUCGAGAUGAAGUAUUAUAAGAAAGAAGAUGACUAUGAUUCAAGUGAAUCUGAAAUCUCCACGGAUGAAAGCUCUGAUUACUACGACGGUGAAGACGAGUCCGAUUCCAGCGACCCGAAUCAUGGAGACGACGAUGAUGAAGACGGAGCAGAUAGUACAGUUGAUGAUAAUAAUGUCUAUGAUGAUUAUGAUGGUUAUGACGAUUAUGAUGGUUAUGAUCAUUAUGAUGAAUAUGAUGAUGACGAUAUCCAAAACGAAGAUGAACCAGAGUUUGAGGAAGAGCAGGAGAGAGAGCAGGAAGAAGAGCAAAACGGAGAGCAGGAGGGAGAAGGCGAGAAUGAGAGACAAAAAGAGGAUCAUCAGGAAGAUGAGUACGAAGAUGAACAGGAAGAGGAAGAUCAAUUGACUGAAGCACCGACCACGAAAAUCUUCAGAAAAAGAAAACAGUUCGAUUCUGAUAGAGUUUCAUUUGCUCCCAAACAACGAAAUGAAAGAAACAAUCGCGCCUUUACAUUUUCAACAAGACAAACCACAAUGGCUGCUCGUUUGAAUCGAAAUAGAAACGAACGUCGAAGUUCUACAAUGAGAACCACCACCUCUUCUAAGCCAGAAAUGAUUAUCAAAACCAACAGACCAAUUUCGUCAACUACACCAAGGCAAACGACGACCAAAACUCGAAAACCUCGGAAGAAGACACAAAGUCGAAAAGCUGAUCCUACAACCACCAUCACAACCACAGCAACCAUGAGGACCACGACCACCAUGAGAACAAGACGAACAACUUCCCAUCAGUCGAGACGAACCACGACAGAACCUCGUACGAAACGGACGACGUCUGCCCCUGAAACGAGACAAACAACCAUCACCACUCAGAAGACUCGGAAUGAUAGAAGAAGACGCGGGCGGCCCACUACCACCACUCCAAGAUCGACUACCAUUACUCCAAGAUUCACAACCACUACUCUAAAAUCCACUUUCACCGGCCGAAGGAAGUUCAAAGGACGCGGAUAA